AAAGUCUGCACCUGUAAUCCACUUCUUUGCUCUCUGAUUUUCUCCAUAAUCCCAAUCACCUAUACGCCUUAUUAUCAACUGCUCAACACUUAUCUGACGAGCCCUUCGAUCGCUAAUCGACCUGGAUACGCUGUAGCCGGGACACCAGAACAGUCGUUGCCAUGGCUGACUUGAUUUUUGGUGGCACAGAAGAGGAGAAUGCGGAAUUGAAGAAGCUGCAUGCGGAGGUGCUGGAAGAUUCUGAUAACUUCGAAAACUGGGAGAAAUUGAUUCGUGCGGCGGAGGGGCAGGAAGGGGGAAUCAAUCGCAAUUCUAACCCUCAAGCUAUUACAGCAACAAGAGGCGUAUACGACCGAUUCCUGGCCAAGUUUCCCUUGUUGUUCGGAUACUGGAAAAAAUAUGCGGAUUUGGAGUUUUCUAUUGCGGGGACUGAAGCUGCGGAAAUGGUUUAUGAACGGGGUGUUGCAAGCAUUAGCAAUUCCGUGGAUCUAUGGACCAAUUACUGCGCGUUCAAGGUCGAAACUUCCCACGAUGCAGACAUUAUUCGAGAACUUUUUGACAGGGGCGCAAGCUGUGUGGGGCUUGACUUCCUAGCACAUCCGUUCUGGGACAAGUACAUCGAGUUUGAAGAACGUCUUGAAGCUCAAGACAAGAUUUUUGCCAUAUUGGCAAAUGUUAUAGAAAUUCCUAUGCACCAGUACGCGAGGUACUUUGAGCGCUAUCGCCAGAUGGCUCAAACUCGCCCCGUCUCUGAAUUAGUUCCACCAGAACUGUUAAGCCAAUUUCGUGCAGAGGUGGACGGUGCAGCAGCUGGGAUUCCUCCAGGGUCUAAGAGUGAGGCAGAAAUUGAAAGAGACCUUCGCCUUCGGAUUGAUAGCUACCACCUGGAAAUAUUUUCGAGAACGCAGACGGAAACUACCAAGAGAUGGACAUAUGAAUCCGAAAUAAAGCGUCCCUAUUUCCAUGUGACGGAACUAGAUGAAAUGCAGCUGUCCAACUGGAGGAAGUAUCUUGACUUCGAAGAAGCUGACGGCUCUUUUUCGAGAAUUCAGUUCUUGUACGAGCGUUGUCUUGUUACAUGUGCUCAUUAUGAUGAAUUCUGGCUCAGAUACGCCAGGUGGAUGCUGGCCCAAGAAGGCAAGGAGGAAGAAGUUCGGAAUAUUUACCAGCGUGCCAGCACGUUAUAUGUUCCAAUUUCUCGGCCUGAAGUCAGACUUCAUUAUGCGUAUUUCGAAGAGUUAUCUGGACGGGUGGACGUUGCCAAAGAUAUCCAUUCCGCAAUCUUGAUAUCACUUCCAGGCCAUAUUGAAACUAUCGUGUCGCUUGCGAACCUAUCACGUCGCCAUGGAGGCCUGGAAGCUGCGAUAGAGAUUUACAAAUCCCAACUUGACACACCGCAAUGCGACAUCCAGGCUAAAGCUGCGUUCGUGGCAGAAUGGGCUAAACUGUUGUGGAAGAUUAAGGGUUCACCUGCUGAUGCCCGACAGGUAUUCCAGAAAAACCAACAGUGGUAUCCGGAUAGUCGUCCUUUCUGGACAAGCUAUCUGAUGUUCGAACUUGAACAACCUACCAGUGCAGAAACUGAGGACGUGCAAUAUCAACGCAUUAAGCAAGUGUUGAGCGAAAUUCGAUCUAAGAGCACCCUCCAGCCCGCGAUUGUAAAGGAGCUUGUCCAAAUUUAUAUGUUAUACUUGCUAGAACGUGGAUCGAAUGAAUCUGCGAAGGAGUAUAUGACUCUGGACCGCGAGAUAAAUGGACCCCAGUCCGUUCAAGCAUUGAUGAAACCAUUGGUUGACAAGGAUAUCCAAGUUAGUAAAGUUACUGUCAACCCGAAUGGACGUCAAGCCCCUCCAGCCACGGAACCCAUCACCCAGCAAGCUCAAGUCCCGUACGGCAAACAGUAUCAGCAACCGCCAGAGAGACCUAUUUCGUCUAAUGGGAGUGUAUAACAGCCUUUACUAGCCUCAAACAUGGUUUUUUUGUUGAUAGUUUCAACAGUUUCCAGCACCAGGCUGUGAUUUUCGCGUGUAAUUUCAUGAUUUCAUAUAUGGCUCCCGCUGGCACACAUCUCUUCCAGAUUCUCUAUCUCCUCGCAGAAUUGCGGAACAAUUCCUCUGUAUUUUCUUUUCUUUGUCUUUUUCUUUUUUAGACUCGGGGGCUCGGAGGCAAAAACUAUUGACAGCGAGUUUGCUAGGAAACGAUUAAUGGCUUAACUAACGUACCAGGUCGCAUCAAACUAUCAGUUUCGGGUACCUGCUGCAUUGCUACUAUGGGGGGAUGGUCUCCGAUUCAAUGAUUGGAUGGAGGCAGAUGUAUUUUAUUUAUAUUUUGAGUUUUUUAUGCUUCUUAUCUUGUUUUUCUCUUUUAUGUUUGGUGGAUUCCGGAACUUUGCGCGCCUCUGAACUAUUUGAAGGAGGAGUGAUUGUUCGUACGGUAGUUUGAUAUGUAGAACAUUUGAAUUUUUCCAAAGUUGAAAUUAGUUG
Molecule: messenger RNA, 2483 nt
Organism: Histoplasma capsulatum G186AR
Lineage: Eukaryota; Fungi; Ascomycota; Eurotiomycetes; Onygenales; Ajellomycetaceae
Product: pre-mRNA-processing factor 39
Exons: 4
Coding region: 162-1949 (595 amino acids)
Biological process (GO): RNA processing; mRNA 5'-splice site recognition
Cellular component (GO): U2-type prespliceosome; U1 snRNP; commitment complex
Molecular function (GO): protein binding
Source: RefSeq, a predicted model, not a curated record